This is a messenger RNA of Punica granatum (pomegranate), 1534 nucleotides long. NCBI's taxonomy places the organism in Eukaryota, Viridiplantae, Streptophyta, Magnoliopsida, Myrtales, Lythraceae. The record is from RefSeq and is a predicted model, not a curated record.
CACUGGUGUGCCCUGUGCUCUCUUCCGUCCCUCCAAUGGCGGAAUCAGCUCAGAAUGGAAGCGAAAAUGGUAGAGGAAGAGAAGGAGGAGAAGGAGAAGAGGCAGAUUACAUGGGAGACCUCUCUCUGCUACUUCCUCCCGAAGCAUCGGAGCCACCGAAAUCUUCUGCCAGAAAGAUCCCGAAUGAUAAACCCAUGACGGUUCAACCUCCCAAGAAGAAAUCCAAGCUCCUCAGCUGGCAAGAACAACGUAAACUCGAAAGAGAGCGGAAGCAACAAGAGGAGGAUGAGCAGACUCUAGCGAACAUCGAGGCCCCAAUUCCACAAUCAAACAUUGGGUUCAAGCUGUUACAGCAGAUGGGCUACACUCCUGGUUCAGCCCUGGGAAAGGAAGGCUCAGGCCGUGCUGAACCUGUGGGACUUGAGAUUCGGCGGUCGCGGGCAGGGAUUGGGAGGGAGGACCCCCACAAGGAGAAGAAGAAGCAAGAAGAGUUUAUGGUUGAGAGGAAGACGAGAAAGGAAGAGUCUUUGAUGGCUGAUUUUGGGUCUAGGCAGAAGUCACAGUGGAGAACUCGGAGAGUGGUCAUUAAUUAUCACAAGGCAAAGGCCGCACUUGACCAAUUGGAGAACAAGGAAGUCUUGGAGCCGGAGAAGAAUGAUGAGGACCAGGAGUGUGAGCAGGAUGAAGAAGAAGAGGAAGUUAUAACAGAAGAGGAUUUGCUCAUGAUAUUGACGAAACUGAGAGAGGAGCAUAAUUACUGCCUUUUUUGUGGAUGUCAGUAUGAAUCCAAAGAAGAGCUCUUAUCCUACUGCCCAGGUACAGACGAAGAUGACCACUAGAAACAACAGGCUGAACAGGAUCACCAGCUGUUUGGAUGAGCUGGCUUCAACUCAAGAGACGAGAUACCAAGCUCCGUCCAGACCAGGGAAUUGCAAUUUGCACAUGCACUCUUGUCCGAUUUUUCAAAUCGAUCUUGUCUGUCAUCACGACACUGCUCUGUUGUAGGGUAAGUCAUUCGGGAUGGAGAGCAUAUGGUUGAUCUACAGACCUCUCUCGUUCAUUUGCUCAUCCAAGAAAAGGAGGCCAAGGUACAGGCAUUCGUGAUAUUACUUGCGCAAGAGCUAUGAACAGAUUUUACAACUGGGGAAAAAUUGAUCCAUGAUCGGCUGAGCUUGCCUUUAGUGGAGUUGAAAUUUCCAUCCUUAUGCCCUAUACUGCAGAUACUAUAAGAUUUCUGAUGGCAAAACUGAUUCUCGUGUCCCCGGGCUCCGAGGUUCCAUUGCCGGCCCGCAAUCCAAUCGCUACAGUUUUCACAUGUUCCAAGCAUGGAAUGUGGGGGUGUGCUGUGAUGUAAUAUGUUCUGGAGCCUGUGAUAUCUUUCAAACUUCUGGCACCAUUGUCAUACAAAGAGAUUACGACCUUUGACUCUUCCUCUUUCCAGAAUAUAGGGAUAUCAAAUCUUUAUUGUAACAGUGCCUACUAUGUAAAUGAUAUGAUAUAUAUGCAUACAUAUAUGAUGCAUAUGCUGAGGUCA